This is a messenger RNA of Acanthochromis polyacanthus (spiny chromis), 4407 nucleotides long. RefSeq names its product zinc finger protein OZF-like. Gene Ontology annotation, cellular component: nucleus. The transcript is spliced from 7 exons. The record is from RefSeq and is a predicted model, not a curated record. Gene Ontology annotation, molecular function: DNA-binding transcription factor activity, RNA polymerase II-specific; RNA polymerase II transcription regulatory region sequence-specific DNA binding. Bases 351 to 2045 code for a protein of 564 amino acids. Gene Ontology annotation, biological process: regulation of transcription by RNA polymerase II. NCBI's taxonomy places the organism in Eukaryota, Metazoa, Chordata, Actinopteri, Pomacentridae.
CAAUCUGCGGCUGCAGGUUUGCCACCGGCGGCAUACAUGGGGACACAGGCAGCACUGAGGAGGAACUGAGAAUGAAUGACCGAGUUCAAACAAAGUGGUCGUGAGUUUCUGUUGGGAAAGCAUCAAGAUCUGCAGCAAACUGUGCAGGAUUGCCUUCAUCUCCAAAAUCCGGGUUGCAGCCGCAACUGUCUGAUUGAUGAGUGGAGUCCUGCUCAAACCCUGGGUAGAUGAAACAUCCUUUUUCAAGUGGGGAAACUGCACAAACUGUGAUUGGCAGGAGGAGGAGAGUCUGACGGAGGAGCAGAGGAAUGUUGGCAGCCAUUUAGUCUGAGCUCAACAACGGAGGAAACAUGGAUUCUUCACAAAAAAAAUGUAAACACAGCAAUGGAGUGAGAUGUCGGACCUCUGAGAAGGAUAAGGAUGGUUCAGCAACAACAGCAAAAAGAGAUGAAUCACUCAGUUGUGAGCAAUGUGGCAAGACUUUUAUCACAGCAACAAAGCUCAGAAUUCACAAACGUAUUCACACUGUGGAGAAACCAUUCAGCUGUGAUCAGUGUGGAAAAGCUUUUACUCUGAAGUGUAAUCUAGCAACACAUCAACUCAUUCACAGUGGAGGUAAACCAUUCAGCUGUGAUCAGUGUGGAAAGGCUUUUACUCAGAAGUGGAGCUUAAAAAGACAUCAACUCAUUCACAGUGGAGUUAAAACAUUCAGCUGUGAUCAGUGUGGAAAGGCUUUUAAUCAGAAGAGUCAUCUGGCAAAUCAUCAACUCAUUCACAGUGGAGUGAAAUUGUUCAGCUGUGAUCAGUGUGAGAAGUCUUUUACACACAAGCGUGCGUUAAAAAGACAUCAACUAAUGCACAGUGAAGUUAAACCAUUCAGCUGUGAUCAAUGUGGAAAGGCUUUUACUCUGAAGAGUCAGUUAAAAAGUCAUCAACUCAUGCACAGUGAAGUUAAACCAUUCAGCUGUGAUCAAUGUGGAAAGGCUUUUACUCUGAAGAGUCAGUUAAAAAGCCAUCAACUCAUGCACAGUGGAGUUAAACCAUUCAGCUGUGAUCAAUGUGGAAAGGCUUUUACUCUGAAGAGUCAGUUAAAAAGUCAUCAACUUAUGCACAGUGGAGUUAAACCAUUCAGCUGUGAUCAGUGUGGAAAGGCUUUUAUUUACAAGAGUUACUUAAAAAGUCAUCAACUCAUUCACAGUGGAGUUAAACCAUUCAGCUGUGAUCAGUGUGGAAAGGCUUUUAUUUACAAGAGUUACUUAAAAAGUCAUCAACUCAUUCACAGUGGAGUUAAACCAUUCAGCUGUGAUCAGUGUGUGAAAACCUUUACUCAACAUGAACAGUUGUUGAUCCAUCAAUGCCCCCAUUCUGGUAGAAAGCGGUACCACUGUGACUCCUGUGAAAAAACUUUCAAGCACCAACAGAGCUUAAAAUGUCACCAACGCAUCCACACUGGCCAUGAUGUGUGGAUAUGUGAUCACUGUGGCAAACUAUUUGUAAUGUACUCACAGUUAAAAGCUCAUGAAGUGACCCACACUGGGGUUAAACCAUACGUUUGUCACCAGUGUGGGAAACGCUACAGCUACAAUGCAAAACUCAAAAUUCACCAACGUGUCCACACUGGGGAGAGACCAUACAGAUGUGAUGAGUGUAAGAAGACUUUUACAACUUUGGGUUCCCUGAAACGACACCAGCAGAUCCACACCAGAAAGAAAGCAUUCAAUCAGUGUCACAGUGAGAACAGAACAGAUGGACAACACCCUCAGACUUGUCAGCACUCUUCCAAUGGUGAACAGUGCUGCUUUGACCAGUCUGGACCAACGUCCAACCAACAGGGAACCCUACAACGACACCAGCGUAUGCACACUGGACACAGACUGAACCCCUGCCAAGAAGAUUUGUCCAUGCAGGGUUCAGUAAAAGUUCAUGAAGUCCUCCACAAACUUAAAGUCCUUGAGAUCCGGCUUCACAGAAUUCAGACCCAUUCCACGUGUCCCAGCCCUGUGGCUGCCUGGUCUCUCCAGAGCGCACGGAGCUCCAAUCUGUGAGUGGUGCGGUGAAGAAUCGAGCAGCUGAUCACUGGUCAAUAGCGUUGGAGCUUGUGUUUAGCUCAAAGACGCAGAUACUAAAGUUUGCUCAGACUUUGUGUGACAGAGGAGAGAGGAUGUGUCUCUGCUGAUUAACAAAGAGAGCUGCCGCUGCCGCUAUCCCUGAGCCGCGGUGUGUUGACUCGCCCCAUUGGCGUAAGUGCGUCAGUGGCGAUGCGCGUGCAUGUCCCACAAUCCCCAUGGUUUCGCCACAAAAUAAAAACAAACGGGCUUAGAUAUUGAAUUUUAAAAAGUAACAAAAACAGAAGGUGUUGAUUUUGUUUGAUUUCUUAAUCUUUCAACAUUUUCUAUGUGUUUUACAACAGCAAAAGGAAAAAAAGAAACAUUUAUUUAGUUUGCUGGAUUUUAUUUUGAAAGGAAAAAAAUCAAAGAUCAAGCCAUACGGAUUUGUCCCAUUAUUCUCCUCAGAACAUCUGUUUAGUUAAAUAUGCACAAACGGAAUGUAGCUUAGGUGAUAUGAACCUUUUUUAUUUGAGGACAUAUAGGAUGUUUGUAAUCAUGAGUUAAAUAGCUCUCAGCAGAUUUUGUGACCUUAUGCAUCUGAAUGAUGUGUAGCCACAAACAAAAAUCUCCAAUCUUAAGCAAAUAUUAUUAGUCAGAACAGAACGAACGUAUGGGUUGUGUGAAAUGAAUAAUGGAUAGAUAGUUAAAUCAGAAUGUUCUUAGCCUGCUUUUCACCGUUUUUUCUUUCCAAAAUAUAGAUAAAAAAUAGAAACAUUUAAAUUGAAAGCCAACUGAACAAAUUAUACAGUGAAUACAUUUUUUACCCUUACCAAAAACAAACAAAAUGUGUGUCAGUUCAAAUUGAAAAUCAAAUGAUUUAAACUAAUCACACAGAUUAUUGAGGUGUAUCAAAUGAGCAGUUACUAACAUGUAUGUGUGGUUAUGUGCUACAGAGGGCUCCUUAAUCAGAUCUUCUGACUCCAGAGGAAAAGGCCAGAGUAGAAGUUCUUCAGCAUGAGCAGUCCAUUGCUGCCAGGACCCAGAUAAACCAGAUCAGGAAGGCCUGGACUUCUUUGCUAGUUACAGAGUUUGAGAGUCAGCAUCAUGAUCAGCUUAUUCAGAGGUAUCUUAUAUUGUGAGGCAAUAACUAAAAUUGCUUUUAAGAGUUAAUACUAGUACUUUUAUUACCUGCUGAAAUACAAAGUUGGUAUAGCAAGUGACAUAUGACAGUUUAUUCUCUUGUAGUGUUCCAGAGAAUAUUAAAUUUUUUCAAACAGUAUUCUCCAAGCACUUAUAUUCUCUUGAGACUGACACUUGAGAUAAUGUUGUAAGUAAAAAUUGUGCCUUAUGAAGGAAAGCAGCAUAGUUUUGUAGCAGUUUUGUUGUGGUUGGUGUUGUUUUGAGUUCUUGUUAAAUCUACUGAAGAGAUAAAAAUUAUUAAAAAUUAUUAAUAAUACAUGUACUUGGUUUUCAUGAUUUUUUCCCCUUUACACUAAAAUAAAUCUUUGCAAUUAUAGUGAUGUGGUAUUGAAACAUUAACACCAAAAAAAUCUGACUUUUGGCACUUUCUAAAAUGCGUUAAGUUUUGGCCAAGUAAGGUUUUACAUUUGAGCAACAACAAAAUAGUGGGAUCAUAAUCGGCAUCAUUUCCACCAGAUGACCUCAUAUUUGCUCUGAAUUAAUAGAAUCUCAUAUAUAUUGUGUUUUAGUGAGUUUUAAAAUACAUUUAAAUACGUUUAUUGACACUAUAAAUUGGAUCUUAGAAGUUCAGGCUCAGGAUUUUUUCUCACUUUAAGCCCUGAUUUAAUUUCUGAUUCCUUUGUUCUUGAUUUGAUAAACUUUGCGUACAGGUUGUUCUUCUUUUUGCAAGCCUUUUUUAAGCCUGUGGUUAACCAUGGGCAAUCUUUGUAUCUAUUCUUCUUCUUAUCAUUUAUAAUAGGACAGUAUUUAUUAAAUGACAUAAUGAAUAUUUCUAAAAAGUUCUCAUAUGCACUGUCAACAUUUUCUUCAUUGUACACUGAACUCCAGUCCUGUUCCAACAGGGCGUUGAACAGCGCAUUAGUUGUUUGUUCAGUCUGUAAAUGCUUCUGGCUAGCUAUCUUGAAUUUUGUUUUUUCCUACAUUUCCAGUCUUUUAUCGUGAACACAGGUAAGUGGUCUGAUAUGUCACAGAUCAGCAAUCCAUUUGUGCAUCCAUAUUGAGUGUCAUUGGUAAAAAUAUUAUCGAUUAAAGUAGCACUGCUGCUUGUUAUUCUACUGGGUUUUGUAAUAGACGGAAAAAAGCUCAUACUAUUGUGGGAAAUGGUGUGUUUUAUAAUUGCUCAGUGUGCAUAUUAAAGAGUUGUAUUGGUUCUGAGGAA